Molecule: messenger RNA, 2345 nt
Organism: Marmota monax (woodchuck)
Lineage: Eukaryota; Metazoa; Chordata; Mammalia; Rodentia; Sciuridae
Product: apolipoprotein L6
Exons: 4
Coding region: 268-1326 (352 amino acids)
Biological process (GO): lipid transport; lipoprotein metabolic process
Cellular component (GO): membrane; extracellular region
Molecular function (GO): lipid binding
Source: RefSeq, a predicted model, not a curated record
GGUGGGAGGCGAAAGUGAAAGAAAAAGUGGCGCUUUUUCGGGGAAAGCCCAGGUCUUCUGGGAACCUGCCUCUAGCUGGUCCCUGGCUUGUCCUGGGAGGCGGUGGCUUGGCCAGGCCACUGCCUCUGCCUCUGUCCCUGUUCCCAGCUCGCUGCUGCAGCACCAGGGACCCUCAGGGAGGUGAGCACAGAGAGAGGGCGAGCAGCUCCCCUGCCAGCCAGGACACCCUGCCGUUCUGAACUAGGUGAGCAGAGAGACCCUUCAAUCAUGGCGAUCAGAAGGACAUCUCCAUUCUACAAAGGGUCACCAGAUGAAGAUCUGUCAGAUGAAGAAAACUAUUUCUUGAAGUAUCAUAGAGAACAAUUUUUGAAAGAUUUCCCCAAGUGGAAACAGGAACAAGAAAAAAUUAUCAGAGAGCUCCGUGCCCGGGCAGAUGAGGUUGACGCCACCCAUGAACAAACCAACAAGAUCAACAUGGUGGCCCACACCACAGCUGUCUUCUCUAGAGCCAUGAGCUUCUUGGGGAUUGCCCUCGCUCCACUGACCACAAGAGGAAGCCUCACGCUUUCAGCUGCCGGCAAAACUUUGGGGGCAGCAGCUGGGAUCACCAGUGAUGUGAGCAACCUGAUAGAAGGGUCCUGCAAUAAAAAAGUUAAAGCUCAGGCCACCGGGCACGAGCCUACCAGUGAGCCAGAGUUCAAGCAGGUGGAUGAGAAGUCCAUUUUCACAGCUAUUACUAAUAUCAUGGACAAGUUUCAAGACACCUCCAAGAGUCUCAGGAAGAGCAGGCGUGCCUACAGGGUAGCCCAAGCCAAGCCAAGCUUGGCUAAGGCUGCCAAGUAUCGCCUGACAGGUGGCAAAGUCUCAGGCAAAACCAGCACGUAUGUGCAAAAGGCCUUUGAUGGCACACCUCUGGGAAUGACCAAAAGUGCUCUCUUGGAGGGAGGUGCAGAGACGGCUGUCCACCUCGUCCGGGAUUUGUGCAAUCUCUCUGAUACCUGGAAGAAACUGAAGGAUGGAGACAGGGCACAGCGGGCAAAAGAACUAAGGGCCCAGGCCCAGGAGCUGGAAGAGCUGGUGACACAGUACAGCCACCAUUAUGAGCGGCUACAGCAGAAACUCUAUUUUCGUUCUAUGUUGUUGCGUUUUGUUUUGUUUUGUUGUGUUUGUUUUGUUUUGUAUUUCCUCCCACAAAUUCUUGAAUUCUUGACAAGAAGAACAGAGCAAAAUCUUUUGUCUUGGGAAAGCAACAGAGACUCAAACUCAGCCUCCAUCCGAGGCGCAGGACAGGUUCCAGGGCCAAGGGAAGCAAAGCAAUUAACCUAGCUACCCAGGAGCGCCACUCGGAGGGACCAGAACCUGCUGCCCCCCUCACAGCACAGCGAAGGUCACGGCGAGCGGAGACCCAGGUGGAGUGGCAGCAUGAGGGCCCUGGCAGGCGCAGGCGCAGGCGCAGCUGAAACCCCCACGCAUGCGAUGACUUCGAGACCCCAGCCUUGCGUACCUUACAAGCACUAUAAAGCUACACAUUUCUGUCUUUUGGUUGAGUGUAAGGAUGGCCUUAGGCCUUAGCCUAAGCAACUCCAUUUUAAAAUAAAUCUGCAUGCUCACCAGGCAAGCCACAGAGCCCUCAGAUAGUCAAUCAGGCACAGCCCGAUAAAAGCAAGUCACUUUCCACAACCCUGAUAAGAGCCAGAAGGGUAUCAGGGCGGAAACCACAGACCAUAUGUCCAUUCUAAUAUGUAAGGUGUCACUAAGUAAACCUGGUAACAGCUGAUAGGGACCCAAAGGGCAAGCAGAAGCUCCCAAAAUUUAGUAUAAAUAAUGGAACAAAUGAACAUUCAGCCAGCCGACACCGAUGCCCACAUGCCAGAGACCCUCAUGAGGACCUGGACUACACCCCAACUCUUCUCAUCAUCUGCCUGAUCCUCUGCAUCGUCCUCACCGCUUGCAAACUCGACAGCUGCCUCUUGAUCCUAGUGGGAAAGGCGACUUCUCCUUAUGCCCAUCUCCUCAGCCAGCCACCAACUCACACCAGGAGAAGCCUCCAUCGGCUCCUGACCUGCUCUCUGCAUCUGAGUGCGUGGGCAUCUGCUGGACUUAAGGCCUAAGACUUGAGACUUUAAAUCUAGCACCUAAACUCAGCAUGCAGAGGGAAUGUCUGUAACAGGUCUGUCAGGAUGAAGUGUGUUUGCAGUGCUCAGAGUUAACUUAGAAUUGUUUGCUUUGAAUUGAUUUGUCUAUAGCAGUGCCCAGCAUUAAAGAUUGUCAUUCCUUGAUUAAGAACCUAUAGAAUGAAAUUGUAUUAAGUGAUUUGAGUGAAUAAAAUAUUGAAAAGGGCAGAA